GCCCAUUGAGCGGAUCGGCAUCACGGUCUCACCUACACCUCUGCUCAGAGUCGCGACGCCCCUCCCUCUCCCGGUCCACACCGAUAAAUGGGUUAAUGCUGUCACCAGGAGAAGACAAAUGAACCGAGCACACACAACAGGAGAUCCCUUUCUCCCGAACUAGCCCCUCUUCGCUCGCCGUUGCUGCUUUAUCGAUUGAGAAGAAACAUUCUCCUUAAUUUGUUUUUGAGAAAAUAUUUGAUCUGCAAGCUUUAUUGAGACAGAGAAGCGGACUGGUAUCACCGGCGCUCCAGAUCCGUGGGCGACUGGGCAGGGAGGUGUCUGUCGGUCUGUCUGCUGCAGGAGUGAAUCAUUGCGUCGGGGCUCGGAAGAUUAGACACCCCGCUUAUCACCACUCCAACUCCCGGAGGUCUCUGAUGGUAUUUGGAGAUAGAGACGGAUAAGUGAGCCAAUUGAAAUAGAUUACAGCUAAGCUGAUAUCGUCUGUGCACCUAUCAAGUAGCCUGCCCUAUAGGAUUUUAAAUUGGUUUUUAAAAAGGCACUACAAGUCUCACUGGAGACUUGGAUCAGUGACGUUUUGGCGUUUGCCAUAUCAGGUGAUCUUGAAGAGUGAAAAGAAAAGAUUUGAAGAUCAUUACAUUUUGGGGGGAUCCCAAUCACUUCCAGAAAAUAGCUGUCUGACAUGAGUGUAAACAGAGUCGAGUCUGGGUGACCCCCCUAGCCUGAUAAAAACGGAUUGAAUCUUAAUUGACCGGAUCAGCGUCUUUACAGAGAGAAGAUGCCGUUCCACCACGUCAGGUCUACUCUGCUCUACACUGGAAGUCUCCUGAGCCGGACACUGUCUGAAGGGAGCGAAACCUUCCAACUCACCAGCAUCUCCACAGAGGAGCUAGGAGAGAUCCGGGAGGCGUUCCGGGUGCUGGACCGGGAUGGGAACGGGUUCAUCUCUAAGCAGGAGCUGGGCAUGGCUAUGAGAUCCCUGGGGUACAUGCCCAGUGAGGUGGAGCUGGCCAUCAUCAUGCAGAGACUAGACAUGGAUGGUGAUGGUCAGGUUGACUUUGAGGAGUUUGUGACGAUAUUGGGACCCAAACUGCUGUCGUCUGAGACCAGAGAAGGUUUCCUUGGAAGCACCAUCGAUAACAUCUUCUGGCAGUUUGACAUCCAGCAGAUGUCCCUGGACGAGCUGAAGCAGGUUCUGUUUCACGCAUUCCGAGACCACCUGACGAUGAAGGACAUCGAGAACAUCAUCAUCAACGAAGAGGAGAGCCUCAACGAGACAGGGAACUGCCCCGAGUACGAGGGAGUCCACCCUAAGAAGAAGAACAGACAGACAUGCGUGAGGAAGAGCCUGAUCUGCGCCUUUGCCAUGGCCUUCAUCAUCAGCGUCAUGCUCAUCGCGGCCAAUCAGAUGCUGCGGAACGGCAUGGAGUAAGCCAAUCACACUGUGAGCCUGGGGAGUGGGCCUUACAGUUAAAUGACCUCACUUCCUCUCUCUGCAGCAAAAACAGGAAGACAGACCAGCCAGAACCCAAACACCUCUGUGAAGGACAACUAUCUGUUAUUUUAAUGACGUUUGUUUUGAUUUAUAUCAUGAACAGUAAACAGACAAGAGAGUGCAAGUACUGAAGGACGCACACGGAAAAUGUCAUUUUCAGUGGAAAAAAAGACUAAUCAAAUCAAAAACACUAAGAGGACUUGAUGAACAGACUGGACAUGAUACAAAGCAAUCUUUUAUAUGUUGUGGGCAUAAAGGGUUUCCUUUAAUUUCUGUAUCAGAGAAGGCCACCCCUUUAAGAAUGAUUUUCUAACCACCCCUUUAAAAUAAAUGUUUUUUUUUAACCUUCUAUUUAAAAGAUCAAUUGUCUAAUCAAAAGCAAUCUAUUGAACAUGCAUCAGGUGCUUUCAGCCAUUCCUAAUUUUUAACUGAACUUUUGGUUCUGGGUUUACUUCAGGAGGGAAACAUUACCUGACUAGCGCUUCUGCUGUUUAAUGUUUUAAACUGUAUCUAAACGUGUUAAUCAGUUAUUUUUUAUUAUUAUUCUACUAUCUUAUAUUUACAUGUUAUAGUCACUCACCUGUGGACAUUAUACCAAUGUAUGUUUACACUGUAACAGAGAUGGUUCGCGACUUGAGGACAAACUCGUGUUAGCUCCCAGAACAAACCCCUAGGCUUUAGCUCAGCUGACUUCCAUAGUCUUAAAUCACAUAGGCAUCAUUCUACACCUGACAUUCCCUCCCUCACAAUGUUGCUACAGUAUAGUCUACUGUCUGUCUGUCUCUAUGUCUGUCUGUAUGCACUGCAUGUGACUCAGUGGAUAUUUAAAGGCACUGUAUGUAUGUACAGUAUUUACCGUAUGUUGUGUCACUCUACGUGUCCAUAGGGCGGUGUUCUGUGUCAACUGUCCCCAAAGGCUUGGAACAUGAACCACCUGGCCUUCUUGGUCCAUGAAUAAUAAGGUUGUGGUCUGAAAUGUCUUUGACCAGGCCAUGUAAAAUUGCUUUUCAUUCCAGAAAGUUGUUGUUUUCCCCCCUCAGCCCACGUUCACUCGCCUUCACAGAUCUGACAGGACUGACUGGAUGGAUGAAUGCAACAUGGUGGAAAGUCCACCUCCUGUCCAAUCUGACUGGAUGGAUGGAUGAAACAUAUCCAAUCUGACUGGAUGGAUGGAUGAAACAUAUCCAAUCUGACUGGAUGGAUGAAUGCAACAUUUUGGAAAGUCCACCUCCUAUCCAAUCUGACUGGAUGGAUGAAAGCAACAUGGUGCAAUCUCCAGCAUUUAUCCAAUCUGAAGGCUGGUUUUCUUGGCACCUACUGUACCAGGGCCCAUAUUCACAAAGCAUCUCAAGAGUAUGACGGCUGUUCGAGGAUCAGUUUUCCCUUUUAAAUCAUAAUCAUUAGGAUUAUAUAGACAGGGAGGGGGUGCUGAUCCUAGACUGAAUACGGGCCCAGUCAGAUGUCUUAGAUCUGUGAAAUGGACUAGGGGAGUGAACGAGGUAGGGCAGAGGAAGAGAAGCAACCUUUUAUGAUGAACUGCACACUCAGACCAGGACAGAUCAAAUAUUUAUACUAAAAUAUAUAUUCCAUUACCUCUACAUCAAUAUGCAUGUAGCUACUAUUUUAGUAUUCCUUUCCUUUUGAGGAUGAAGGUUAAAAUCAAUUCAACCUUUCCUAUGGCCUUGAUUUUAAAUGUGUGUACUGUGUGUAUGAACUACUGUCACAUUUUACUUUCAGAUUUAUACUGAAUUCUCUAUUUAUUCCAGCUAUUAAUCAAAUCAGAAUGCAGAGGGGAAUAUUUGGUCAUAAAUAUGCAAAUACAAGGUCACAUGGCCAUAAUCACCACCGAGCUGUUUCAUCUCUUUUACACUGCAUUGUCAUAGGACUGCAUGACUCACUGAGGCCUGGGGACACAUGUAUCAAGCGUCUCUGAGUAGGAGAGGCUGAUCUAUGGACAGGAUGGAGCUGAUCAGUACUGCUACUCCUAAAUACAUACUGUUCUUCACACAGUAACGUGUUCAAGUCAAAGUAUAUCCAUUUUCAGAGGUCUUUUCAUUGUUGAAAUGUUUUCACUCUCAAUACCACAUGUUUAGGCUACUAUAAUAUAUAGAUAUGUUUGGCCAUGUAGUGUAGUUCUUCACACUCAAAGUCUGUCUCAGAUAUCUAAAUAUAUUUAUAUGUGAUUGCAGAGGAACAUUCUGGCCCAUUGGUACAUUAGUCUAUUAUUGUUAUAAGCCAUUAUGGUCCCUGACACCAGCAUCUAAUCGUAAUGUGUAUGUAUAUUAGUCAUAGUUUUAAUAUUGUAAAUGUUUCUGUCAUAUAUUUUUCAACCUGGUAAAGGGGAUGUACUUGGGCUAAGAGAGAGCGUCUAUAACCAGCACUGGUGGUUUGGAGACCUGUGGUUUUGCGAUCAAUGGAGGCUGGUGGAAGGAGCUAUAGAAGGACAGGCUCAUUUUAAUGUCUGGAAUGGAAUAAAUGGAACAGAGUCAAACAUUUGGUUUGCAUAUGUUUGAUACCGUUACAUUUAUUCCAUUCAAGCCUUUACAAUGAGCACAUCCUCCUACAGCUCCUCCCACCAGCCUCCAUUGUUUGAGAUUAUAUAAAUGUCAAAAAAAUAUGUUUAUGUAUUACACAGAGAUAAAUCUAGAAAGAAAGAAAAACAGCAAUAUUAAUGAUGGUAACAUUCAAAUAAAGAUAUGUAGUCUGUAUAAACAUAAUCAACCUGUGGUUAUGCAAUAAAAUCUUUUUUAUAUAUAUAGAAACAAAAAAAAA
Oncorhynchus kisutch (coho salmon) is the source of this 4267-nucleotide messenger RNA. It is a transcript of the gene caln2, whose product is annotated as calneuron 2. Gene Ontology annotation, cellular component: trans-Golgi network membrane. Bases 779 to 1432 code for a protein of 217 amino acids. The record is from RefSeq and is a predicted model, not a curated record. The transcript has 6 exons. NCBI's taxonomy places the organism in Eukaryota, Metazoa, Chordata, Actinopteri, Salmoniformes, Salmonidae. Gene Ontology annotation, molecular function: calcium ion binding.